CUAUCUCCUCAUUUACAACAUACUAGUUCUUUCUUUUACUCUAUAAACAUUACACAUAUAGUUUCUUAAUAUUUCUGAGUUCAACAUCAAGAAAAACUCAUCAUGGCUUCGAAUAGUUCUUUAAUGCUGCUAAUGCUUCUUGGCAUCUUCUCUUCCAUGGCAGCUGCAAAUUUCUACCAAAAUUUUGACAUUACAUGGGGAGAUGGCCGUGCUAAGAUUCUCAACAACGGAGACCUUCUUACGCUAAACCUUGACCAAGCUUCUGGUUCUGGAUUUCAAUCCAAAAAUGAGUAUUUAUUUGGACAAAUUGAUAUGCAACUCAAGCUUGUACCUGGCAACUCCGCCGGCACCGUCACUGCCUAUUAUUUAUCCUCAAAAGGGUCUACUUGGGAUGAGAUAGACUUUGAGUUCUUGGGAAAUUUGAGUGGAGAUCCUUACAUUCUUCACACCAAUGUGUUUAGCCAAGGCAAAGGAAACAGAGAGCAACAAUUCUAUUUAUGGUUCGACCCAACUGCUGAUUUCCACACCUAUUCCAUUCUUUGGAAUCCCCAACGCAUCAUCUUCUCCGUUGAUGGGACCCCAAUUAGAGAGUUCAAGAACUUGGAAUCCGCUGGAGUUCCAUUUCCAAAGAGUCAACCAAUGAGAAUUUACUCAAGUCUGUGGAAUGCAGAUGAUUGGGCCACAAGAGGUGGUCUUGUGAAGACAGAUUGGAGUCGAGCUCCCUUCACUGCUUCUUACAGAAACUUCAACGCCAAUGCUUGUAUUUGGUCUAAUGGAGCAUCUUCUUGCAAAUCUAAUUCACCUUCCGGUAGUAAUGUGUGGCUGUCACAAGAAUUAGACACAAACAGUCAAGAUAGGCUCCAGUGGGUACAAAAGAAUUACAUGAUCUAUAAUUACUGCACAGACACUAAAAGAUUUCCUCAAGGCAUCCCUCCAGAAUGCAGCAUGUCAUAGAAGGCUGAGAAGGACAUAACAUUCAAUACAAUUUUUGUUUUUCUUUUUCAACAUAUCUUGAUUCUUUUUCUUUACAUUCUUUUGUUCUAUGCAAUUAGAUAUGACAAAAUUCGUUCUAUGUAAAGCUGCUUUGAAUCUUGAUUAAUGCUAUUUGUUCAUUAUCUCCAUUGAGAUCUUCA
Molecule: messenger RNA, 1133 nt
Organism: Jatropha curcas
Lineage: Eukaryota; Viridiplantae; Streptophyta; Magnoliopsida; Malpighiales; Euphorbiaceae
Source: RefSeq, a predicted model, not a curated record